Molecule: messenger RNA, 2112 nt
Organism: Nestor notabilis (Kea)
Lineage: Eukaryota; Metazoa; Chordata; Aves; Psittaciformes; Psittacidae
Gene: TRIM42
Product: tripartite motif containing 42
Exons: 4
Biological process (GO): positive regulation of DNA-templated transcription
Cellular component (GO): chromatin; nucleoplasm
Molecular function (GO): ubiquitin-protein transferase activity; zinc ion binding; protein binding
Source: RefSeq, a predicted model, not a curated record
AUGGAUGAAAAUGGGUAUUCCUGUUCAAUCUGGCCAUGCUGUUUAAACUGGUACUACCAAAUCUGCCACAGCAGCAAUGAACGUUGCUGCUUGUGUUGGCGUUUCUUGUUUACCAGUGAGCAGAACUGCAGCUGUUUCCCAUGUCCAUACAAUGGCAAAACUUGCCAGUGCUGCCACUGCUCAAGUGCAGAGCGUGCAAAUUGUUGGUGGUGUUGCUGCUCUUGUGCAAAUGACCCAGACUGCAAAUGCUGCUGCUGCUGCAGUGCAGAGAAUACAGAAUGUCAGUAUUAUGAAAGCAGGUGCUGUAGAAGGUCUGACAACAAACAGCGUCACUCAAGAACACCAGGACUUGUUCAGUCAAAAGAAGUCAUGCCUAGGUUCAGAACUAGGAAUAAUGCAUCUGUCAUUACAACAGAAAGGAAUGUCUCCAGCCACGCUUUCCGUGACCAGCUUUCCUGUCCAAUCUGUAAGGAACUGUUUCUCCAACCACUUAUGCUGCCGUGCAACCACUGCAUUUGUGAGAAGUGUGUAAAUAAAAGCAAGACCAGAGUUGAAGUAACUGAAAACUUUUAUAUCAUCUUAUGCCCAGUGUGUAGCAAAGCACACUGUCUUGACUACACAAAUAAAAUCCAGCUGAGGAAGAAUUAUCUCCGAGCAAAACUAGCCAAGAAAUACAUGCGCAGACAUGGCUUUCUGAGGUGGAGAUUUGACCACAGCGAAAGACCAGUCUACUGUGAAAGUUGCAGGGAGAGAAGAAGAGUGGCAACCAAAAGAUGUAGAACGUGUGGAAUCAAUUAUUGUAGUGAAUGUCUGUAUUUAAGUCAUAACAAGUACAGUGUUCAAGACCACAUUUUAACGAGAGCACAUCAUGAAGACAAUGAACAGUGGCACUGCUUACUGCACAACAACUCAGAUCUCUCUGAAUACUGUCUGGAUGACCACGAACUGAUCUGUGGGAUCUGCAAGAGCUCACUGCACAACAAUCAUAACAUUAUUCCCUUGGGAGUCGCGUGUUCAAGAGAGGCUGCUUCCCUCUUCGGUACAAUCGAAGAAUUUAGAAAAGUACGCCAAGGAAUUGACAAUGAUCUAAUGGAAGUUAUCCUGUCAAAAAAUAAGUUCAAGAGCUACAAGGACACCAAAAGAAAGGAGAUCAGAAAUGGAUUCUUAAAACUAAAUAUGGUUCUUCAUCAACAAGAAAAGGAGAUGAUGGAGUUGCUUGAAAACAUUGAACUUAAAAAAUACAAAGAAAUUUCAGACUACAUAAACUAUACAUCCAGCCAGCUGUCAUAUAUGGAUGGCCUUAUUCAAUACUGUAAAGAGGCUCUUGAGGAGGAAAGUCAAGUUGUAUUUCUGCAAUCUGCACACUGCUUAGUGAAAGAAAUAGAAAAUACAGUUCCUUCCAUUUUCCAACCUAGUCCACGUCUAAGAGAAGAUCCCUUAAGCAAAAUUCACCUCAACUUUGAUGAAAUUCUCUUCAUUUUACAGGGACUUGUUCCAUCCCUUAUUGGCAUAAUGGAGUCAGAAAGUGAAGCAGAAAAAUAUCCCUAUUCUUUUAACCCCGAGAUAACGGUUCAAGGGGGUGCCUCAGGUACUCAAGUAUCCAAGCAAGGAAUAUUUUUCCAAAGCCCAUCUUCAAAUUCCGUGCUUGAUUUACGUGUACUGUCAAAAGACACUCUCAGAAGACCAAACUCUAAUCCUUCCGAUCUUCCUACAAAGAGUAAGGAAGUGUGUGUGUGCAAGGAUACAGCUUCUGGAACUCCAAGAAAAGAAAGAAAAUAUCGGAUUGUUAAAUAUUCAAGUCCAGAACCUAUAGACAGUGACUCAGUCCCAGUCCCAGGAUCUGUGCUCAUAUACCAGACUGUUGUUUACUCGAGGUCUGCCAAAAUUUACUGGACUUGUCCCAUAGAAGAGGUGGAUUUCUUUGAGGUAGAGUUUUAUGAAGUUACUAGAACUAGUCCUGAUAACAUUGUCCAGACACAACUAGCUGGCCAGCUAAGCAAAAUACAGCAGCAGAACCUGGAGAUAUAUAAUUUGGAUCCAAAUACAGAAUACCUGUUUAAAGUCCGUGCUGUCAACAAAGGAGGCCAAGGAGACUGGAGUGAGAUCUGUAAG